AUCUUCCUCAUAAACCCUACUCUCUCUUCUUUUCCCUACCACAAAAAACAAGAGACCAGUAGCUUCUGUAGAAAUGGGUAGCGAUAGCGAAGUAGAGAAAAGUGCACAAAAGGAGAAGAAGAAGCUGUUGGCCUUAGCCCCUAUUGCCAAGCCCCUUGCUGGAAAAAAACUCAACAAACGUAUCUUCAAACUUGUUCGCCGAGCUGCGGAGAAAAAGUGUUUGAAGAGGGGCGUUAAAGAGGUGGUAAAGAGUAUUCGACGCGGUCAAAAAGGAGUGUGUGUCAUAGCUGGAAAUAUAUCUCCUAUAGAUGUCAUCACCCAUGUUCCAAUCCUGUGUGAAGAAGCUGAGAUACCAUAUGUCUAUGUCUCCUCAAAAGAAGAUCUAGCAAAUGCCGGAGCCACCAAGCGGCCAACUUGCUGCGUUUUGGUACAAACAAAACCUGCCAAGGGGGGACUUAGCCAGGAUGAUCAAGAGAAACUGAAAGCUGAUUAUGAUCAAGUUGUAUCAGAAGUCGGUGAAAUGGCAUCCUCGAUGUUCUGAUUAUCAACAUUAUGAUAUUGAAGUUUGUACCUAUUUCUCCUGUACUCAGCUUUUGUAACGAAUCUAGUAUUUAAUCUUUUGAAGCUGAGCUGCGCCUUUUCUUAACUUUGCGUCUAGAUUCUGUAAUGUCGUCCAAAGGUGCUGCUAUUUAUUCAUAUCCAAGUAUUCUCCAUUUUGUGUGUGA
Molecule: messenger RNA, 725 nt
Organism: Nicotiana tabacum (common tobacco)
Lineage: Eukaryota; Viridiplantae; Streptophyta; Magnoliopsida; Solanales; Solanaceae
Product: H/ACA ribonucleoprotein complex subunit 2-like protein
Cellular component (GO): nucleolus
Molecular function (GO): RNA binding
Source: RefSeq, a predicted model, not a curated record